AUGCGGGUCGGUGUGUUCAGGUUGCAAACCCAUCAGUGGUGUUUCCUGUUCUGUAAUGUUGUGCUGUUCCACGCACUGUUGUUUGGUGGUGACAUCGUGGAAGAGUUCCUGCUCCAGUCUUCUCCAGCCGCUUAUACUGACCAUGCUGUACUCGAGCUGCGCGAGCGUGCACGCAAACUGGAUCUGAGUGAUACCAUGCCCAACUCCUCACAAAUUUACCCGAUUAACACCAAGCCCUGCCUUCAUCACCAAGACCUCCUUUUUCUCACUAUUGUGCUUAGUGACCCUAAUAAUGCCAGCCAAAGAGAGUCAAUCAGAAGCACAUGGGCCAAUCAGACAUUGGUGCAGAAUGUGGCAGUACGGACACUGUUCUUUCUAAGCCCUUCCUCCUUAGAGACAGCGCGCCAGGUGGUGUGCGAAGAGUCUGUUCGACAUGGUGACAUUGUACAGUGUGAAGGGCCUUUGUCACGAGAUCACUGGGGUCAGGUCAAACUAGCUCUGCGUUGGGUUCUGCUUUUCUGUCCUCAAGCUCGAUUUGUUGUUUUGACAGAGGAUUCAGUUUUCUUGAAUGUUCCAGCACUUGGCACCUACUUACUUACUCUCCGUACACAUCCUGAAGAUCUGUAUCUGGGCAGGGUCAUUCAUCACACCUCACCCGAAAGAAAUUAUAACAAACCACACUAUGUCUCUUUCCACCUCUAUCCAGACAGGUCUUUUCCCGAUUACUGCUCUGGCCCUGCCUUCCUGAUGUCACAGGACGUAGUGCGUAAAGUUUAUGUCGCUUCUAAGAAUGUAGCUUUGGCCCUCCCAUCAGAUGUCUUGAUUGGUCUGUGUGCAAGAGCAGCUGGCGUUGUGGCUACUCAUAGUGCACGCUUUUCUGGAGAACGACAUGUGCGCUACAAUCCCUGCUGCUAUAACUUUCUGUUCAGCUCAGCCUCUGUGGAUGCAGAGCUGAUGAUCAUGGCCUGGAAGGAUUUGGGAAAGGGAAGAGGGCGGCACUGCAGCAUGUUCGAAACAUAUUAUAGUUUAGUAAUGUGCAAAGCCAUGACUUAUCUAAACAAUGUUAACUUUUUUAGUGGAAAUAAUACAAAACAAUAA
This is a messenger RNA of Silurus meridionalis, 1098 nucleotides long. Its product is annotated as beta-1,3-galactosyltransferase 9. Gene Ontology annotation, molecular function: hexosyltransferase activity. The transcript is spliced from 2 exons. The record is from RefSeq and is a predicted model, not a curated record. Gene Ontology annotation, cellular component: membrane. The coding region runs from base 1 to 1098 and encodes 365 amino acids. Lineage: Eukaryota; Metazoa; Chordata; Actinopteri; Siluriformes; Siluridae.